Messenger RNA from Toxoplasma gondii ME49, 1527 nucleotides. Its product is annotated as BT1 family protein. The transcript has 2 exons. Bases 1 to 1527 code for a protein of 508 amino acids. Lineage: Eukaryota; Apicomplexa; Conoidasida; Eucoccidiorida; Sarcocystidae. The record is from RefSeq and is a predicted model, not a curated record.
AUGGCAGUCUUGGCGUUCUUUUUGAUUAUGACACAAGCUUCGUUCAACGACCUUCUGUGCGAGGGCGCUUAUACGCGCCAAAUGGCAGAAAAGCCCCAGACGGGCGCUGCCUUAACGUCCUUUGUCUGGCUAUGCUCCUGCCUGGGAAGCCUACUGGCGGCAGUGUGGGUCGGACCAAUCAUCGAUUAUGUUUCCUUUCGAGUCGUCCUCAUACCUUUUCUCUUCCUCACUACCCAGCAACUCUUUGUCACUGUCUGGCCGUGGCCAUUCAAAAAGUGGAAAGAACAUGGCGGCUUGCUUCGAGAGCAGUAUGUCCCAGUUGGCUCUCGCGUCAUGGGUGAAAAGUUUCGGCAACACAGGAGGCUCUUCAUGUGCGCAAUCGUUUUGAGUUUAUUAGCAGUGGGGUCUGUCGUUGCAGGCCUUUUUAAUGACGACCAGCAGAUUAUCGGCUUCAGUUACGCGCUUUUCGCAGGAAUUUCUAUGGUGGGGAUGCUGUGGUUUACGCUCCCCAUGACGUUGUUCAAGCCGAUACUCUACCUAUUCCUAAGUCGCUUUUUGCUACCGAAUAUCGGGUCUCAGGUGACCUAUUGGCUGCGAAGCGGUCCGGACUGUGUCGAGCGUGGACCGAACUUCAGCUGGACAUUUCUGUUGACCUUGACGUCGAUUCUACAAGCUAUCUUCGGAUUCCUUGGCGUUAUGCUCUUUCAAAGAUUCGUCAGCAAAUGGACUUUUCGCAAGGCCUUCUGGAUUACGUCCCUUCUGACCUGUCUCACUUCAAUUUUCGAUGUUACCAUGAUAUAUCGAUGGAAUAUCGAUUAUCUGGGAAUCCCAGACAAAGUCUGGUAUUUCUGCAGUGCCGCAAUUAUUGAAGAGGUGAUUAGCAUGUGGGCGUUCAUGCCUUCGUGUGUCCUGAUUUCCCGCCUGUGUCCACGACAGGUCGAAAGUACUAUGUACGCCGUCGUCGCUGGCGUCAACAACUUUGGAAGUUCGCUGGCCAAGUAUAUGGGCAACUUCCUUUCGGUGUACCUGUUGGGCAUAAAAACGAUGAACGACGAGCAAAGCAGCUGCAAUUUUGACAACCUUGGCCUUGCUGUCAUCAUAGCAUCUGGAAUUUUCCCCUUGCUGCCUCUGGCGCUGACAUUCUUCCUCGUUCCCAAUGUUGGAAUGGAUGUCCAGUUUGGUGACUCGAGUUUUGAGGAAAAAAACGAAACGUUAGACUACCAAAUUCAGCCAGCAGAGGGAGAACGAACGCAACAGCCUUCCGACGACUCUAAAAACCGGGACACGCUGUCACCUCCACUAAGAUCGACAGCAGAUUGCAAGUCCGAAGGAGCUUCAGGCUCAGCCCAGGACGAACCAUUUGACUUAGACCCACUGAAGGAAAACGAGGAACUUCUUGAGUGUGGCACUCCGCCCCAGCAGCCUCACCUCAGUCGUAUGCAAACAAUGGCCUCUUCGGAAGCAGACCACGUGAACAGCCAACCGGGAACCUUCGCUGCUUCCCUUCGCCAGGCGCCAGUCAUCUAA